Messenger RNA from Echinococcus granulosus, 435 nucleotides. RefSeq lists its product as hypothetical. The coding region runs from base 1 to 435 and encodes 144 amino acids. The record is from RefSeq and is a predicted model, not a curated record. Lineage: Eukaryota; Metazoa; Platyhelminthes; Cestoda; Cyclophyllidea; Taeniidae. The transcript has 3 exons.
AUGGCAUGCUCCUCAACAUUUCGUUUCGAAAGCAAAGUUAUUAUCUUAAUGACAAAAAAUUAUUUGUCUAACAUGGACAUCCGUCUAUUCAAUUCAAAAAUUGAUAAUAUCCAAUCAAGUUGGUGCCAAUUACCAUCGAUACGUGGUGAAAUGAUGUUCACCUAUGUCAGGUUUUCUAUCAAGUUUCAUUUCCAAACGCAUAGUUCGGAAGGAAUAAUUCGUAUUUCUCUAUUAUUUUCUAACCCUAUAAACCACUGUUUACAAACGGCUUUUUCCAUUCCAAAAACAGUAAUAUUCCAUGUUUUCUUCCAACAAGAUGCCGCAGAAAGAUGUCUGCAGCUAAACAUUUACAUUUUAUACACUGUGUUUUCUGUUAGAGCCCUUGACAAUGGUGACUUAUUUCUAUUUUACAAACGAACACUAAAUGGGAAGUAG